Messenger RNA from Synchiropus splendidus (mandarinfish), 989 nucleotides. RefSeq names its product insulin-like growth factor-binding protein 2-A. Gene Ontology annotation, biological process: regulation of insulin-like growth factor receptor signaling pathway. NCBI's taxonomy places the organism in Eukaryota, Metazoa, Chordata, Actinopteri, Syngnathiformes, Callionymidae. Gene Ontology annotation, molecular function: insulin-like growth factor I binding; insulin-like growth factor II binding. The transcript has 4 exons. The coding region runs from base 102 to 890 and encodes 262 amino acids. Gene Ontology annotation, cellular component: extracellular region. The record is from RefSeq and is a predicted model, not a curated record.
UGUCAGUGUUUACCCACUCUCCAGGGAGAGGAUCCUCUCAGGGUUGUUCCAGAGUUCAUCUGGAGUCCCACUGCUCUCCAAUUAACUAAUGAAGCAUUAAAAUGACCUCCUUUCUAACCUGUGGCUUUUUGUUUGCGUAUUUACUUCUCCCGGGAGUUUUGCACGGGGAGCUGAUUUUCCGAUGUCCGAGUUGCACCGCGGAGCGUAUGGCCGAGUGCGCUCAGGUCACCACAGAGUGCGCGGAGAUAGUGAGGGAGCCGGGCUGCGGCUGCUGCCCGGUCUGCGCUCGCAUGGAAGGGGAGCCGUGCGGGGUUUACACGCCCAGGUGUGCCAGCAGCCUCAGGUGCUACCCCAGCAUGGGAGAGGACUUCCCCUUGCAGCAGCUCAUUCACGGCUUUGGACGAUGUGGACCCAAGGUGGACGACAUGAAAGGUCCCGAGGCGACACUUGAGGGACACGGAACAGAUCCGGAGAUGAAGCGACCGACCGCAGACACCUGGAUCUGGUAUGGCUAUGCCCAGAAACAGCAUUUGAACGGAGGCAAAACCAAGAUGAAGGCCAACCAACCAAAGGACCCUUGGAUCCCCAAAGUCUCACAGACUGUCUGUGAGCAGGAGUUGGACCAAGUCUUGGAGAAGAUCUCCAAAAUGACGCCAGAAGACAACAGAGAACAGCUGGAGAAUCUUAAAUUUCCAAACUGUGACGUGAAUGGGCUUUUCAACCUCAAGCAGUGCAACAUUUCCACGCAUGGCCAGCGAGGCGAGUGCUGGUGUGUGAACCCUCUAACUGGGGUCCAGAUCCCGACAACACCCAAAGUAAGAGGGGACCCCAACUGCAACCAAUUUCACGAAGAAGUCAUGGCAACGCCGGCCACUUCAGCAGCUUACUAGACACCUCCGGAUCCACUUCCCAAAGAUGGAUUCCGCGAAAUGGUUUUUCCUUCUUUCCUGAUUCAAUUUUAUGAAAACAAUAAAGCUCAUAUUCAAUUU